This is a messenger RNA of Erythranthe guttata (spotted monkey flower), 1028 nucleotides long. RefSeq names its product wall-associated receptor kinase 1. Lineage: Eukaryota; Viridiplantae; Streptophyta; Magnoliopsida; Lamiales; Phrymaceae. Gene Ontology annotation, molecular function: polysaccharide binding; ATP binding; protein serine/threonine kinase activity. The record is from RefSeq and is a predicted model, not a curated record. Gene Ontology annotation, biological process: protein phosphorylation; cell surface receptor signaling pathway. Gene Ontology annotation, cellular component: plasma membrane.
AUAUUACAACUGUGUGUAUGUUUAUAUAUGUAUGUAUGGCUGCCCAUUGUGAAGAUCACUAUUGUGAAUGCAUAUUAUCUCAAAAGCAUAUCACCAAAACAAUGCUAAUUAAAAUUCACUUGUGUUCUCUUCUCUUCCCUUUCGUAUUGGUCGAAUGGGCGUCGACAGAUUGCAACGAGACCAACACAAGGAGAACUCCCACAACUAUCACAAAAGGUCUUAACAUAACUAAACCUGGUUGUGAAAGCGGGUGUGGGAACUUAAUCGUUCCUUAUCCAUUCGGCAUAGGCAUAAAUUCAGAAUGUUCUAUACAACCUUCAUUCAGUAUCAAAUGCGAUACUUCUUUCAACCCUCCAAAGCCCUUUAUUGCAAAAGGAAAUCUUGAAAUUAUUGAUAUAACAGAUUCUCAUAUAAGGAUCAAGAACCAGGUGGCUGUCAGAUGCUACAACGAGCUCGGCGAAUCGACCAAGGAAGAGAAAAUCGAAAUCCAAUUUCCUCAAUAUUUUAGCUUAUCUGAUGCAAAUAAGUUCACAACCAUCGGAUGUGACGAUCUAGCUGUAAUAGCAGGAACAGGUCGGAUUAAUUUCUCCAGUGGUUGUGCUUCGACUUGCUAUGCAGAAAAUGAUGUUCUUGAUGGUUAUUGUACCGGCACCGGUUGUUGCCAGACUUCAAUACCGAAUGGCCUAACGGGUUUUACUGCUUCUCUAGGUAGCAUUAAUAAACACACUAGUUUGUGGUCCUCUGACCCUUGUGGUUAUGCCUUUCUUGCAGAGCAUGAUAGCUUCACAUUUCAUUCCUCUGACCUCAAUAACGAGACCUUUAUGAACAGAACCAUCCAGAAUGUUCCGAUACUCCUGGAUUGGGUUAUUGGGAAUACUACUUGCAGUGAGGCUAAACAAUCCUAUGAUUUUGCGUGUCAAAAUAAUAGUGAUUGCGUUGAUUCUAACACCAAUCUUGGUGGAUAUCGAUGCAGCUGCAUUGAUGGAUAUGAGGGCAAUCCAUAUCUUGAGCCAGGCUGCAAAGGUUAG